Notolabrus celidotus (New Zealand spotty) is the source of this 1112-nucleotide messenger RNA. It is a transcript of the gene clec3ba, whose product is annotated as C-type lectin domain family 3, member Ba. Gene Ontology annotation, molecular function: carbohydrate binding. Gene Ontology annotation, cellular component: external side of plasma membrane. Lineage: Eukaryota; Metazoa; Chordata; Actinopteri; Labriformes; Labridae. Gene Ontology annotation, biological process: biological process involved in interspecies interaction between organisms. The transcript has 3 exons. The record is from RefSeq and is a predicted model, not a curated record. Bases 121 to 717 code for a protein of 198 amino acids.
CUGUGUGCAAAACUCACAACAGCCACUGUCUGGCCAUAGCUCAGCGCUGAGAGGAGCUUGCCGUGCCGCUGCAUCAAAAUUGAGUCUUUACUGUGGAUUUACAGUGUUUUUAUAAAUAUCAUGGAAGCAAGAGGACUUCUCUUGAUUUUUUGUCUUCUUCUGCUGCCACACUGCACACUCCAGCAGACUCCCUCCAAGAGAAAAAAUGGAAAGAAAGACUCUGCAAACACUGCUGCUAUUGAAGAGCUGAAGAAACAGAUUAAUGACAUUGUUCAAGAGUUAAACUUGGUGAAAGAACAGCAAGCCUUACAGACAGUUUGUCUGCGAGGCACAAAGGUCCUUGGGAAGUGCUUCCUGGCUAACCCCGUUAAGAAGAACUUCCAUGCAGCCAACGAAGACUGCAUCAACAAAGGAGGCAUCCUGGUCACACCUGUGAACGGAGACGAGAACGACCAACUCUACAGCUACGUCCGUCAGAGCAUCGGCCCUGAGGAGCACAUAUGGCUGGGCAUCAACGACUUGGUGACGGAGGGCCAGUGGGUCGAACAGUCUGGCUCCAACGUGCGCUUCAAAAACUGGGAGACAGAGAUCACCCUGCAGCCGGAUGGAGGCAGCAGUCAGAACUGCGGCAUCCUCUCCACCACUGCCAACGGGAAGUGGUUUGAUGAGAGCUGCCGGGCAGAAAAGGCCUCAGUGUGCGAGUUUAACAUCGUUUAGGAGAAGAUCUCUGACACUUAAAUCACUCCCUGUGAACAGUUAACAGUGCUUGCAGAAAGUAUCAGAUGCAGUCGUACAACCUAAUGACAAACAAUGAUCUUUCUUUCUUCCUUAAACCACUGUUACCAAGCUAAACUCACUAGACGUGGUCUUUGACUUGUCCUCUUAAAUACUCACUAUGCAGAAAGGUAAACACCACUGGAUGGCUUUUCUACUCGUAUUUUUAUGUUAUGUGCUACUAAAUGCAAGUUAAACCUUUUUAUUGUUAAUGAACAGCAACCAUCCUGAGUGCCUUCUUCAUUUGAGACACUCUUUAUUUUUCUAACUCUGAAUGUAAUCUUAUGCUGCUUAUUUUGCAUUGAAUAAUGUCAAUAAACAUGUCUACUCAGUUGUAA